UCAGUGAGGACUGAAAUCAAGGCUCUUCUCUUCUCUGUACUCCAUGUUUUUGGGGACUCAUCGUACCAUUGCCUUCGUCUCCAAACCCAAAGGAGGAUGUCUCUGUCGGGGAAGAAGGACUUUGACGUGAAGCAGAUCCUCAGACUCCGCUGGCGCUGGUUCAGCCAUUCAUCCCAAGGUUCGGCAGGCGGCGGGGGCGGCGGCGGUGGCGGGGUGGGAGGCUACAUCCAGCAGGAUGGCCUGGACCACAGAGGGACGCCUGUCCAGGGCCGGCUGAAGAGUCACUCAAAGGAAAGAGGCAUUGGAGGACUAAGGAAGACGAACAGCCCGGUCCACAGCAUCUUGGCACCGACGCCAGGGCCCACACCUGUCUGUGUCAGAGCGGGCCAACAAUCAUGGCACCAUCAGCAGAACAACAUCCAGGGUCUCCAGGUCAACGAGGAGUCUUCCAAGAGCAGCUCUUCGCCCAGCACCACGAGAAAAGAGGACGCCAUCACUGGCCAGGAAGAUGUGAAGAAGAGCACAGAGGAACCUGCAGAGGUGGAGGCCAGAGAGAGGUUGGCUUUGAGCACCUUCUCCAGAAUGAAUACCAACUCCUCCGAUGAGUUUUUCCAGGCUACAAAUCAUGCAGAGCAGACUUUCCGUAAGAUGGAGACCUACCUCCAGCACAAGCAGCUGUGUGAUGUCCUCUUGAUAGCAGGGGAUCAUAAGAUACCGGCUCACAGACUGGUCCUGAGUGCUGUGUCGGACUACUUUGCUGCUAUGUUCACCAGCGAUGUGAGAGAGGCCAAGCAGGAGGAGAUCAAGAUGGAGGGAGUCGACCCCGAGGCCCUCAGAUCCCUGGUUCAUUUCGCAUACACCGGCGUCCUUGAGCUGAAAGAGGAGACCAUUGAGAGUUUAUUGGCGGCAGCUUGCCUUCUCCAGCUUUCACAAGUCAUCCAGGUUUGCUGUAACUUCCUGAUGAAACAGCUUCAUCCCUCCAAUUGUCUGGGAAUACGCUCCUUUGCAGACGCCCAGGGCUGCGUGGACCUGCUCAAUGUGGCUCAUAACUACACCAUGGAACACUUCCUGGAGGUCAUUCAGAACCAGGAGUUCCUGCUGCUCCCCACGGCUGAGAUUGUUAAGCUGCUCUCCAGCGACGACAUCAACGUCCCAGAUGAGGAGACCAUCUUCCAGGCUUUGAUGAUGUGGGUGCGCUACGACGUCCAGCAUCGACAGCAGGACCUCGGGGUGCUCCUUGCCUUCAUCCGCCUGCCUCUUCUUCCUCCACAGCUCCUUGCAGAUCUGGAAAACAACAAGAUGUUCUCAGAUGAUCUGGAAUGCCAAAAGCUGCUGAUGGAGGCCAUGAAGUACCAUCUUCUGCCCGAGAGACGCCCCAUGUUUCAGAGCCCGAGAACCAAACCUAGAAAGUCCACAGUGGGUGCACUUUAUGCUGUAGGAGGGAUGGAUGCGACAAAAGGCUCCACCACCAUAGAGAAGUACGACCUUCGGACCAACACAUGGGUGCAGGUCGGGGUCAUGAACGGACGCCGGCUGCAGUUCGGUGUCGCGGUAAUCGACAACAAGCUGUAUGUGGUCGGAGGAAGGGAUGGACUCAAGACGUCCAACAUGGUGGAGUGCUACAAUCCGAUCAAUAAAGUGUGGUCCACCAUGCCCCCCAUGUCCACACACAGACAUGGACUUGGUAUUGCUGUGCUGGAGGGCCCCAUGUAUGCUGUGGGAGGCCAUGACGGCUGGAGCUACCUCAACACAGUGGAACGAUGGGACCCGCAGGCCAGACAGUGGAACUACGUGGCCAGUAUGUCGACACCACGGAGCACCAUGGGAGUCACCGCUCUCAAUGGAAAAUUGUUUGCAGUCGGCGGACGAGACGGCAGCUCGUGCCUGAGGUCGAUGGAGUGCUUCGAUCCGCACACCAACAAGUGGAGCAUGUGUGCUCCUAUGGCCAAGAGGAGAGGAGGCGUCGGCGUGGCAACAUACAACAACUUCCUGUAUGCCGUAGGCGGACACGACGCCCCCGCCUCCAACCACUGUUCUAGACUCUCCGAUUGUGUUGAAAGGUAUGAUCCAAAGACGGACACGUGGACCACUGUGUCCUCGCUCAGUGUUCCCCGGGACGCAGUGGGUGUCUGCCUGCUGGGUGACAGACUCUAUGCUGUGGGUGGAUACGAUGGCCAGUCAUAUCUGAACACCGUCGAGUCCUAUGAUGCACAGAACAAUGAGUGGACCGAGGAGGUCCCUCUCAACAUUGGCAGGGCAGGCGCCUGCGUGGUGGUGGUGAAAUUGCCUUGAGCGUUUUGUCUCACGACAGCAUGUGAAACAAAUGAGAGAGCGGCGAAGAAGAGUGGACAAACAAAACAACGGAUCAAGGACACAUCCUUCGAGAGUCAUGGUGUUUUUUUUCUUCUGUAACUCGGCUUUCCACAUUUUUCAGAGGGAAAACAGACAGAGCCUUGCCCAUAAACCAUUGUUUCUAUCAUUAGUGGACAUGCCUGCCCACUGGGGAGGACUUAUUCAGAAACUGGAAUGCAAUGCACAUUCUCCACAUUCUCAACCGAUCAAGAAUUUUCAUAGACUUGGCUAAGCUGUAGCAAGUGCCAAGCCUUUGUUGUACUGCUUUGUUAUACUAGUUUUAUGAAACGUUCUGUGUAUGUCUGUAAGAUUCAAUGUAAAAGUUUUGAGUAAAUAAGCCUGCAGGUUAGUUUACAUCUAUACAGAGACUUUUCUUAUCAGUGCCAUCACAUACAGUAUAUUUUGAGGUUUAUAUUUCACAAAGUUGUUAUGAUACAUAAAUGUAACCAACGUACCUGUGUCUUUCCUUAGUGGGUGGUCUAAACAGAUUCUUACUCUUCAGUGAAGAAGACCACUGUGAACACUGAGGGUGAUGAAUUUGUCCAGGCUGGUUUGAAGAACAGGAAUGAAAUUUUUGCUGAAUAAUAUAUUUGGACAUUUUCUUUUUUUAUCGAGCCUGUAGCUACAGAACACCAAAGUCAUUUGCUUGUCUUAGAAGUCUUGUUACGCAUUAAAUAAAGGUUUACAGAAUUGUGAAUUACAGAAAAUAUAUCAUAUUGAUAUUUCACACUGCUGUACAGAUUUUUGUGAACUUUCUGAAACUCCAUUUGUGUUGAUAGAAUCAUGCCUCAACCAGUGCACUCUGGUGACCACAGUUAUUAUUAUUCUUUUGUCUUUAUUUCUGGGCAUGCUGGCUGAGCGAAUGUUUGAUUUGAUUUAUGCAAUAUUAUAUAUCACGAUCACUGUCUGUUCUGUAUUUUUAAAGUUAUGAUGCCUUUUGGGUCAUCUGGAUGAUCUUAUCCUUCUCAACCGUCAGAUGGUAACACAUCAAGGGUACAUUAAAUAACUUGAAUUAAGGCAUUAAUAAGCAUUUACCAACUGGUAUUAGUUAACUGACGUGCCUAGUAAUGAUUUUCUAAUGGUGUCCAUGUUAUCUAAUUAAUUAAUAUAUUAUUUAAUCAUUUAUAAAGAUGCUAUCAUCAAGAUACAUGUUUCAACUUUACAAUAAGGGUCACAAAUGCAUUAGUAAGUGGUUAAUUCUAGUUAAGUAAUACUUAUAAUAUAACAUGCAUAAUAAUUUAUAGAUUAGCCUAUGAAUUAAAUUAACAUUAAAAAAAUGUUUUCUUGAAUAAAAUGGCUUAGCUGUGAGCGUCAAGGCAUGCAUGCUCAUUAACAUCUUAAUUAACCAUGUACUAAUAUUAGUUAGUAACUUAAUUAACAUGUAAAACCUUAUUUAAUAUUAACAAGAUACAUUUGUUAACAGUUACUCAAUUGUAAUUGUAUUUAAUUUCAGUUUUUACUUAUAACUUUAUUUACUAAUCGUCUCUAAAUGUACCUUAAGUACCUGAGUUAACAUGAACACCACAAGUAAAUGAUAAGACACAGAAAGUAACUGUUAGUUAAACCUUAGUUAAUGCAUAUUACUGCAUUAACAAAUGCUAAUUAAUGUGUUGUUAUCCCUUGUGUUACCGAAUGGAUUAACCCAAAAGAAACCACAAACUCUGCCCAAACCAGCUAUCUGAGUCUCUAUGUGCGACACUCAGAAUCCUGAUUUCCACUGAACUUCACUAACGCGACUUUGAUUCGGUUUUAGGUUUGUUGUUCUGCUCUUAAAAGUUAAAACAACUUUACCACAAUGAAACCAAUUUGUAACUGUGAUUAUAACAUGUUUUUGGGGCCAAAUCUUAGUUUUUAUCAUAAUUUUGUACAGCAUGCAAACCUAUAAAUAAAAUGACUUCAGUCUUCUCUGCACGUUCAAAUCCAUGUUUGGCGCUGAAUGUGGCCCCUCAGCGGGCGGAUUCUGAUUUCUCUUGUUCUGCUUUAAGUAAACUUAACUGAUUCUUUUAACUAAACAGCCUUGGAAGCUACUUUGAUGUCGGCAUUAACCUCAGUGUUCUUCUCAUUUCAGCACCCACUUUUUAAAUCAAGCAAACAUGUUUGUUUAUAUCACUCGACAGACUGAGCACCAACUGUUAUUGCUUGCCUUUGCUUUUGUCAUUGUGUACCCUCCAAAUAGUUUCAAGGUCCCCCCAACCCACCCUCCUCCUGCUUGUUUGGUUAGAUUUUCAUGGUUUUUGCACACAAAAUGCUCACAUGCAUGUGUACGGUUGUAGUUCUUCUCAGAAUACAUGGAAUAUUACACAACUUUAUCUUUUAAUUUUGAGGUGUAGUCUGCUUUGCUAUCUCAGCUGAUGUGAAGAUAAACCUCCUCUAACUUUCUAUUUCUGUUUAUCUGCAUCUCCUCCUGUCAGAUCUUAUAAUGGAGAUCAAUAAAGGAUAAUAGCUUU
Messenger RNA from Centropristis striata (black sea bass), 4799 nucleotides. It is a transcript of the gene klhl4, whose product is annotated as kelch-like family member 4. Lineage: Eukaryota; Metazoa; Chordata; Actinopteri; Perciformes; Serranidae. Bases 97 to 2292 code for a protein of 731 amino acids. Gene Ontology annotation, molecular function: protein binding. The transcript is spliced from 11 exons. The record is from RefSeq and is a predicted model, not a curated record.